AGUCAUGUCGUCCGUCUCCGUCCCCGCCAACCAAAAUGUCUCCUGAAACCGUUCGUGGCUUCGCAGCGACACGUGUUUGGACCAGGAUCCGUCCAAUGUUCCUCCUCGGAUCUUAGCGGGCCGGGGGGCCGAGCCAAAUCAUCGGUCACAUGCAUCCAGAAAUGUUCAAGGUAGGCUUAAAGAACUUGCUUAAACUUUGAUUAUGGAUGACGACCCACAGCCGAAUCUCAAUUGGAGAUAGCCGCGCGCAAUGCAAACUUUUUACGCACGAUUUACGCGCAUGUCUCAUGCUGGAAUUUAACACAUAUGAUUUGAUAUUUUAGAAACUUCGUAAACCAAUCUGUUGGCUAUUUUUAAGUUGCUUAAGUAUUUCUUAUUGCUUGGUCACAUAUAGGGUCGUGAUCUCCAACUGGCCAAACAAAAGUGUUGCAUGAACAUUUCAAGAUUAGCCAAUAUAUCUGUCAGUGUUAGUAUAGGUUGUUACUACCAGUUGUACAUUACAGUGUUGAAGCAAAUGGACCUAAUCAUUGCAUGAUAAUCUUGGUCCUAAUAAUCACUGAUUACCACAUAAUCUUGGUCCUAAUAAUCACUGAUUACCACAUAAUCUUGGUCCUAAUAAUCACUAAUUACCACAUAAUCUUGGUCCUAAUCAUCACUGAUUACCACAUAAUCUUGGUCCUAAUCAUCACUGAUUACCACAUAAUCUUGGUCCUAAUAAUCACUAAUUACCACAUAAUCUUGGUCCUAAUAAUCACUGAUUACCACAUAAUCUUGGUCCUAAUAUUCACUGAUUACCACAUAAUCUUGGUCCUAAUAAUCACUAAUUACCACAUAAUCUUGGUCCUAAUCAUCACUAAUUACCACAUAAUCUUGGUCCUAAUCAUCACUAAUUACCACAUAAUCUUGGUCCUAAUCAUCACUGAUUACCACAUAAUCUUGGUCCUAAUAAUCACUAAUUACCACAUAAUCUUGGUCCUAAUAUUCACUAAUUACCACAUAAUCUUGGUCCUAAUAUUCACUGAUUACCACAUAAUCUUGGUCCUAAUAAUCACUAAUUACCACAUAAUCUUGGUCCUAAUCAUCACUGAUUACCACAUAAUCUUGGUCCUAAUCAUCACUGAUUACCACAUAAUCUUUUGUCCUAAUCAUCACUGAUUACCACAUAAUCUUGGUCCUAAUCAUCACUGAUUACCACAUAAUCUUGGUCCUAAUCAUCACUGAUUACCACAUAAUCUUGGUCCUAAUCAUCACUGAUUACCACAUAAUCUUUUGUCCUAAUCAUCACUGAUUACCACAUAAUCUUUUGUCCUAAUAAUGUCACUGUCGAUGUACUGUAUUCGUUUCUAGAUAAUGAGUGACAUCAAGAGCGGGAUCCAGUACGCCUUCCAGACCCAGAACAACAUGGAGUGUGCCAUUCUUCAACGCCGUCGAGCCAGGGGGAGGGGGUUCUCACUGCAGUCAAUGGGAUCUGGGGAGAACGGGCAGCGGAGAUGGCAGAGAGGAUGGGGUACUUGAUUAGCACGGGUUGUGUCCCAAAUGUCACCCCUAUUAUUCUGUAUUUAGUGCACUACUUAUAACCAGGACCCAGUGGACAGGGGACAGUGGACUGACACAAAUAUGACCCAAUGGACAAAAAAACUGGUCGAAAUGACAAAACUGGUUGAAAUGACGUUCUGAUUACGUCAUUACAACCACAUUUAUCUGCUGGGGAUGUUCACUUUGACCAGUUUCUGAUUUACAUACUCGUAACAUCUAUUUGUUUUCAACACAACAGGGGCCAGAGUUAAUACACUUGUGACAUCUGCGGGGGGGGGGGGGGGGGGGUUACUUCACCAAUGAAGAAAUCAAAUCGGGUAAUGACACAAAUGUCAUUUGGUAGAGAUACCAAAUUGCUGCUAUCCGACAGACCAUGUGUGCGUCCCAAAAUGGCACCCUGUUCCCUAUGUAGUGCACUACUUCCGACCAGGGCCCAUCUCUUUCUGUGCAUCAAGACUGGUAUUUCUGAUCUGUCAUGUCACCGUUUUGCCCCCCAGGCCCUGGCCAAACACAAGCCUGUACGGUUCUUCCCAACCCAUGGAAAAUCCUCCACAGGAGUAGUUCAUCCACUAGAUGGCAGUGGAGACAUAUGUCACGAGUAAGAGCCCCUAUCCACCUCUUCAGCUACCAUUUCAAUGUAAAUGGUUAUAAAAACCCAACAGACAACACACAGCAUAAAGUUACAGCAUCGGGCAUAUUGCAGAAAGUAACACCUCUCUUUACUUUCUGCAAGGCACAACUGUCUGUUUCUCGUUGACUGUGUGGCUUCAAUGGGAGGUGCACCACUUUACAUGGACAAACGAGGUAUGAUGUUGUAGUGACCCUGUUGGAUAUAGUACAGGGACCCUGUAGGUAUAACAGAUAGUACAGGGACCUGCAGGUAUAACAGAUAGUACAGGGACCCUGUAGGUAUAACAGAUAGUACAGGGACCCUGUAGGUAUAACAGAUAGUACAGGGACCUGUAGGUAUAACAGAUAGUACAGGGACCCUGUAGGUAUAACAGAUAGUACAGGGACCCUGUAGGUAUAACAGAUAGUACAGGGACCCUGUAGGUAUAACAGAUAGUACAGGGACCUGUAGGUAUAACAGAUAGUACAGGGACCUGUAGGUAUAACAGAUAGUACAGGGACCUGUAGGUAUAACAGAUAGUACAGGGACCCUGUAGGUAUAACAGAUAGUACAGGGACCUGUAGGUAUAACAGAUAGUACAGGGACCCUGUAGGUAUAACAGAUAGUACAGGGACCUGUAGGUAUAACAGAUAGUACAGGGACCUGUAGGUAUAACAGAUAGUACAGGGACCUGUAGGUAUAACAGAUAGUACAGGGACCUGUAGGUAUAACAGAUAGUACAGGGACCUGUAGGUAUAACAGAUAACAGAUGGAUGAGCAAAGAUGACAUCAGUGUUACAGAGCCACCCGUUGCUCCGGGAUACACAGACAGGUUUACACCACCUAGUUGAAGGCCCUGGGGGAAGGUUUGCCUCUGUAUUCAUGUGAUUACUAUGUUGAUGCUUAAUAGGAAGCUAGUACUUUGGAAGAUUGAGAUGCACCGUGACCCUGCAUAUAACUUCGCUACACACUAUGUGAAAAUAUCAUUACUACUAGUUUAAUUCAUUUUACUACCAUAAGAGCUUACAGAUUUUAAGGUUGAAACUUAACAAGUGUUGGUUCCUUGUGUUUUCUUCAGGUAUCGACAUCCUGUACACUGGCUCACAGAAGGUCCUGAAUGCCCCACCUGGGACCACCUCCAUCUCCUUCAGUGAAAGAGCAUGGUAAGCGAGUUUUUCUACUCUGUAACUUCAGAAGUGAAUCGUAAAAGGAAGACAUAUUGGUUUAAAUGUAUUACACAGUACAAACAUUACCAGGUAUUUACUAAGCAAUUACAUGUUAAAAUGGUAAUUACACAGUAAUAAUACCUUACGAAUGGUAAUUACACAGUAACAAUCCCUUAUGAAUGGUAAUUACACAGUAACAAUACCUUACGAAUGGUAAUUACACAGUAAUAAUACCUUAUGAAUGGCUUGCUUCUAAGAGCACGUGUCGUUUUCUACUUCCUAUCCAGCCAGAAAGUUUUCAACCGGAAAACAAAGCGUAUUUCUUUCUGGACAUGACCUGGCUGCCAAACUACUGGGAUGUCAAGUCCUCCUCUUGUUCACCAUCCAAAAGCUGCGGGUGCACUCUGGGAAGUGUAGUUCUUUGACUCACUCCUGAGAUUCAGCUCAACAGUAUUUCUUUCUGGACAUGACCUGGCUGCCAAACUACUGGGGGUGUGAGGACAAGCCCGCUGGGAUGUGAGACUCCCAUAACGUGUUACAUCACAACCUUUCAUCAAACACGUCAUCUAACACCACAUUCAAUGAUAACAUAUCAGACAUUAUCUACCUUUAAAAACACAUUUUAACAGUUUGAGAUUAUAUCCAUCUGUGAAUGUCAAGUUAAGCAGAAAGUCUCUUCAGUGGUUUUAGAAUGUUGUUUAAUUUUCUAGACAUUCAGUUACAUAGCAUUGUUUAAUGCUAACAUGUCUGCUAUAGAAUUGUGUAGUGUCGUGUUUAAAUGCAUCAUAAUGCAGAAACGUUUGACCUGUUGUUCCUGUGUGCAGAUACCUCCACACUGUGCCUGUGGUGUGUGCAUAUGUAUUCACCCCCUUUGCUAUGAAGCCCCUAAAUAAGAUCUGGUGCAACCAAUUACCUUCAGAAGUCACAUAAUUAGUUAAAUAAAGUCCACCUGUGUGCAAUCUACGUGUCACAUGAUCUGUCACAUGAUCUCAGUAUAUAUACACACCUGUUCUGAAAGGCCCCAGAGUCUGCAACACCACUAAGCAAGGGGCACCACCAAGCAAGCGGCACCAUGAAGACCAAGGAGCUCUCCAAACAGGUCAGGGACAAAGUUGUGGAGAAGUACAGAUCAGGGUUGGGUUAUAAAAAAAUAUCAGAAACUUUGAACAUCCCACGGAGCACCAUUAAAUCCAUUAUAAAAAAAUUGAAAGAAUAUGGCACCACAACAAAUCUGCCAAGAGAGGACCGCCCACCAAAACUCACGGACCAGGCAAGGAGGGCAUUAAUCAGAGAGGCAACAAAGAGACCAAAGAUAACCCUGAAGGAGCUGCAAAGCGCCACAGCAGAGAUUGGUGUAUCUGUCCAUAGGACCACUUUAAGCCGUACACUCCACAGAGCUGGGCUUUACGGAAGAGUGGCCAGAAAAAAGCCAUUGCUUAAAGAAAAAAAUAAGUAAACACGUUUGGUGUUCGCCAAAAGCCAUGUGGGACACUCCCCAAACAUAUGGAAGAACGUACUCUGGUCAGAUGAGACUAAAAUUGAGCUUUUUGGCCAUCAAGGAAAACGCUAUGUCUGGCGCAAACCCAACACCUCUCAUCACCCCGAGAACACCAUCCCCACAGUGAAGCAUGGUGGUGGCAGCAUCAUGCUAUAGGGAUGUUUUCCAUCGGCAGGGACUGGGAAACUGGUCAGAAUUGAAUGAAUGAUAGAUGGCGCUAAAUAAAGGAAAAUUCUUGAGGGAAAUCUGUUUCAGUCUUCCAGAGAUUUGAGACUGGGACGGAGGUUCACCUUCCAGCAGGACAAUGACCCUAAGCAUACUACUAAAGCAACACUCGAGUGGUUUAAGCGGAAACAUUUAAAUGUCUUGGAAUGGCCUAGUCAAAGCCCAGACCUCAAUCCAAUUGAGAAUCUGUGGUAUGACUUAAAGAUUGCUGUACACCAGGGGAACCCAUCCAACUUGAAGGAGCUGGAGCAGUUUUGGCUUGAAGAAUGGGCAAAAAUCCCAGUGGCUAGAUGUGCCCAGCUUAUAGAGACAUACCCCAUGAGACUUGCAGCUGUAAUUGCUGCAAAAGGUGUCUCUACAAAGUUUAGACUUUUUUUUUUUGGGGGGGGGGUGAAUACUUAUGCAUGCUCACGUUUUCAGUUUUUUGGUCUUAUUUCUUGUUUGUUUCACAAUAAAAAAUAUUUUGCAUCUUCAAAGUGGUAGGCAUGUUGUGUAAAUCAAAUGAUACAAACCCCCAAAAAAUCAAUUUUAAUUCCAGGUUGUAAGGCAACAAAAUAGGAAGAAUGUCAAGGGGGGUGAAUACUUUCGCAAGCCACUGUACACUGAGUUUCCAUGGCCACUCUACACUGAGUUUACAUGACAUAGACUGGCCAGGUGAAUCCAGGUGAAAGCUAUGAUCCCUUAUUGAUGUCACUUGAUAAAUCCACUUCAAUCAGUGUAGAUGAAGGGGAGGAAACAGGUUAAAGAAGGAUUUUUAAGCCUUGAGGCAAUUGAGACAUGGAUUGUGUAUGUGUGCGACUCAGAGGGUGAAUGGGCAAGACAAAAUAUUUAAGUACCUUUGAACGGGGUAUGGUAGUAGGUGCCAGGCGCACCGGUUUGUGUCAAGAACUGCAACGCUGCUGGGUUUUUCAUGCUCAACAGUUUCCCUUGUGUAUCAAGAAUGGUCCACCACUCAGAGGACAUCCAGCCAACUUGACACAACUGUGGGAAACAUUGGAGUCAACAUAGGCCAGCAGCCCUAUGGAACGCUUUCGACACCUUGUAGAGUCCAUGCCCCAACAAAUUGGGGGUGCAACUCAAUAUUAGGAAGAUGUUCCUAGUGUUUGUAUACUCAGUGUACAGUAGAACCAUAUAACUCUGUGUACAGUCUAGCAAUUUUCUGUGCAUUAACAACAUAACAAUCAGAUACAGUAAACAUGAGUCUUGAUGAUCCAUGGCAGAACGCCAGGUUGCCCAGAGUGACUUCUAUAGUACCUCCUCUUGGAUAUGACUGGAAGGAGAUCACCAGCUACAUCAUGAAGAACCACAGCCUAGACAUCUCUGGAGGGCUGGGACCAUCCGUUGGCCAG
Coregonus sp. 'balchen' is the source of this 6384-nucleotide messenger RNA. Lineage: Eukaryota; Metazoa; Chordata; Actinopteri; Salmoniformes; Salmonidae. The record is from the annotation of a GenBank genome assembly.